Messenger RNA from Chenopodium quinoa (quinoa), 1985 nucleotides. RefSeq names its product glutathione S-transferase 2-like. Gene Ontology annotation, cellular component: cytoplasm. The coding region runs from base 133 to 822 and encodes 229 amino acids. NCBI's taxonomy places the organism in Eukaryota, Viridiplantae, Streptophyta, Magnoliopsida, Caryophyllales, Amaranthaceae. Gene Ontology annotation, molecular function: maleylacetoacetate isomerase activity; glutathione transferase activity. The record is from RefSeq and is a predicted model, not a curated record. Gene Ontology annotation, biological process: glutathione metabolic process; L-phenylalanine catabolic process. The transcript has 2 exons.
AGCUCUUAGCUAUGCAAAAACCCUGGCUGCGUUGUAUUUAUUCCAAAAAAAGAUGAAAUAUAUAAAGAAUGGCAUCAGAUUAAGUAGCUUUCAUAUCCUACAACAUUAUUAAACAAAAUAUACGUACUAAAAAUGGCAAGUUUAGUAGAAGCUGAUGAGCAGAAACCAAAGAAGAUUCAGCUGUACUCAUGGUGGAAGAGCUCAAGCUCGGCGAGGGUUCGAAUCGCUCUCCACUUAAAAGGGCUUGAGUAUGAGUACAAGGAGGUGAAUGUACUCAAAGGAGAUCAGUUUAAACCUGAGUUUAUGAAGAUGAGUCCUCGAAGUUUUGUGCCCGUUUUAGUUGAUAGUGAUGUAGUUAUCUUUGAGUCCUCUGCUAUAAUAAUGUAUUUGGAAGAGAAGUAUCCUCAACCCUCUUUGUUGCCAUCCAAAGAUGAUCUUCCAAAAAGAGCUCUCAAUUAUGAGGUUGCAAAUUUGGUAGCCUCAAGUAUACAACCGUUCAUAAAUAUACAAGUGCAAAAAUACAUUGAAGACAGGCUUGGAUCCGACGAGAAGAAGGCUUGGGCUAAACAUCAUUUUAAGAUUGGAUUUACAGCCUUGGAGAAGACAUUACAAGAGCAUGCUGGAAGAUAUGCAACUGGUGAUGAAGUUGCACUUGCAGAUGUGUAUUUGGCACCGGAGAUAGAUGGUGCAAUCAAGUGGUUCGACGUUGAUCUUAACGAGUUUCCAUUGUUGAAGAGGCUGAAUGACUCUUACUAUCAGCUAAGCACGUUUCGAGAUGCUGUUAUUGUGGCACAACCCGAUGCUCUUGAUGAAAAUGAAUGAAUGAAUGAUACUAUAUGGAGCCGAGUAUCAAUUGAGAAAAUAUUACAGUAUCAUUUACAUGGUAUGAAUAAGAAGUCCAUCUAUGUAACAAAUUAAUUAGUUGUAAUAAGAAGAAGAUAACACUACAUUACUACUAUAAAGCUUUCUAGUAGUUUUCUUUUGCUAUUUGAACAAAAUGUAAACAAAUUAAACCUCCAUAUUCUAGCUUUGAACAUUAUUAUUUGGUAGUUAUCAAUUCGUAAAAAUUAUAAAAAUUAAUCUAUUAUUGAGCUCAAUUUGGACUCUUAAGAACCAGACUAGCCCCAAAACCUUUAACUGAAUAAUUUUCAACACGCAAACCGAUAAAAAAUAUUAAUAUGAACAGUGGGCCCACUAACGGAAUUUGUUAACGGCAAGAUUACUAUAAAAAAAAAUUAGAAACUAAAUGUAUUUUGGGGUUACGGUGUGGAAAUUCUAAUUAGAGGAGCAUAACGUAGAAAAGUGGAAAUUGGAGGGUUAUUAGAUAGAAAAACCCCAAAAAAAAAAAACAAAAAAAAAAAAAGUAAAAUACUACGAAUUACGUAUGAAACUGCAAAUAUAAGUGAAAGAAGAAAUUACUGAGCAGAAUUAGUGACUUCAUGGCCCAAUGGAUAAGGCGCUGGUCUACGAAACCAGAGAUUCUGGGUUCGAUCCCCAGUGAAGUCGUAUUUCAUUAUUAAGGAUUUUUUUUUUUUUUUUUUUUUAUUUUUUUUUUUGUGUGAAUAAAUCAAUGGAGAUGGGAGCAUUGGCCAUUGGGUAUUGAUCUUUUGGAGUGGUUGUUGGUUUUUCUUUCUGAAAAAGAGGACUUUUACCUUAAUUAGAAGACAAUUAUUGAUUCAAUUCAUCAUAUUUUCAUUUAAAAUAUGCAUCCAUAUAUAGGUUUAAUAGUUGUAUAACUUAAAUAAAAUAAGUUUUCAUAGAUUUAAUACUCCAAUAACUUCAAAUAAAUUCAACAAGUCAAAUAAGUUUUCAAAAAUUCAAUUCAUAAUUAGAACAAGUUUUCGGAUAAAUUUUUAAAAAAUCAAGUUAAAAGAAAAUACCUUUAUAGGAAUUACUUUGCUACUUCUUUGAUAACUUUUUAUAGGAAUUACUUCGCUACUUCUUUGAUAACUUUGAUUGACUCAUAUAGUCAUACCAUGCCAAAU